ACCGCGGCGAUGAACUUCGCGGUGGGGCUGAAGCCGCUGCUGGCGGAGGCGCGGAGCAUGGAGAGCCUGGAGAAGCAGCUCAUCUGCCCCAUCUGUCUGGAGAUGUUCACCAAGCCCGUGGUCAUCUUGCCUUGCCAGCACAACCUCUGCCGAAAGUGUGCCAACGACGUCUUCCAGGCCUCCAACCCGCUGUGGCAGUCGCGGGGCUCCAGCGCGGUGCCGUCCGGCGGCCGGUUCCGGUGCCCGUCGUGUCGCCACGAGGUGGUGCUGGACCGGCACGGGGUGUACGGGCUGCAGCGGAACCUGCUGGUGGAGAACAUCAUCGACAUCUACAAACAGGAGUCGGCCAGGCCCCUGCAUGCCAAGGCUGAGCAGCACCUCAUGUGCGAGGAGCACGAGGACGAGCGGAUCAACAUCUACUGCCUGCGCUGUGAGGCACCCACCUGCUCCCUCUGCAAGGUCUUUGGGGCCCACAAGGACUGCGAGGUUGCCCCACUCCCCGCCGUCUACCAGCGCCAGAAGAGUGAGCUCAGCGAUGGCAUUGCCAUGCUGGUGGCGGGGAACGACCGCAUCCAGGCUAUCAUCACCCAGAUGGAGGAGAUCUGCCACACCAUCGAGGAAAAUGGCCGUCGGCAGAAGCAGCACCUGGGGCUGCGGUUCGACGCGCUGUGCAGCAUCCUGGAGGAGCGGAAGAAGGAGCUGCUGCAGAGCAUAGUGCAGGAGCAGGAGGCCAAGGUGCAGCGUGUGCGGGGCCUCAUCCGACAGUACGGAGACCACCUGGAGGCCUCUUCCAAGCUGGUGGAGUCAGCUAUCCAGGCCAUGGAGGAGCCCCAGAUGGCCGUGUACCUGCAGCACUCCAAGGAGCUCCUGAAAAAGAUCACAGACAUGUCCAAGGUGUCAAUGAGCAGCCGCCCGGAGCCUGGAUAUGAGAACAUGGACCACUUCUCCAUCAACGUGGACUACGUGGCUGAGAUGCUGAGGACUAUUGAGUUCCAGACAGAGCCACUGGGUGAGGACGAGGUGGAUGGAGCUGGGGAUGGCAGCGAGGCUGCAGGGGAUGAGGACCGGCUGGACAGCCUGGAGGUGGCCGAAGCCGUGGAGGAUGUGGGGCCAAGGCAGAAGCCAACGAGCUCCCCCCAUGGUGAGACCCAGCACUGAGGGGCAGCAUCAGCACCCACCAGCUCAUCCCUGACCCUGACCCCCACCCCCGAGCCCCAGCCCUGCACUCUGACUCCCCAGAGGCCGGAGCUGCUCCACUCCAACAUUAAACUCUGAGUGUGGA
Messenger RNA from Calypte anna (Anna's hummingbird), 1282 nucleotides. It is a transcript of the gene TRIM54, whose product is annotated as tripartite motif containing 54. Gene Ontology annotation, molecular function: zinc ion binding. The record is from RefSeq and is a predicted model, not a curated record. The transcript is spliced from 10 exons. Lineage: Eukaryota; Metazoa; Chordata; Aves; Apodiformes; Trochilidae. The coding region runs from base 10 to 1158 and encodes 382 amino acids.